UUUUAACCAGCGCCGAAGAAGCUGUAUGCGUGUUCUGGAAGUUUUCGCGCUGCUGUGAACGAAUCUCGGUGAAGCUUUUCCCCAAUGGCGCAAGGAGAACUCAAAAUCUCUGUACUUAACAGUAAACGGAACCCUGAAUCCCCAAUUGAUUCACGCAAAAGAAAGAGGCAGAAGAUAGCAGAACAUAGAAAGUCUCUUCCUAUUGCAUCAGCGGAGAAGCGUCUGAUUGAGUUGGUUCGUAAGAACGAUGUUUUGAUUAUUGUUGGUGAAACUGGUAGUGGGAAGACUACUCAGCUGCCUCAGUUUCUAUUCAGUGCUGGAUUCUGUAGGGAAGGGAAGAUGGUUGGGAUAACACAGCCGAGGCGUAUCGCUGCUAUGUCUAUUGCCAAAAGGGUAGCUGAGGAGAGUGAAGUUGAGUUGGGGCAGAGGGUUGGUUAUGCCAUUAGGUUUGAUGAUUGUACUUCUAGCUCCACGAGGUUAAAGUACAUGACUGAUGGUUUUUUGUUGAGGGAAGCCAUGUUGGAUCCGCUUCUUUCUAGGUAUUCAGUCAUUGUAGUCGAUGAAGCCCACGAGAGGACUGUUGACACUGAUGUUCUUCUGGCCUUGCUGAAAGAUGUGCAGCGGGCUCGGUUAAGAGAGUGUCAAGGCAGGAGAGUAUCUCCGUUGAAGCUGAUAAUAAUGUCUGCGAGUUUGGAUGCAAGUGUUUUCUCCGAGUACUUUGGUGGUGCUAAAGGUGGUCGUGUGCUAGGGCGACAGUGUGACGUUGACAUUCUUUACACCGUUCAUCCUGAAACUGAUUAUGUGGAAGCAGCUCUGGCCACCAUAUUUCAGAUUCAUUCGGAGGAGGAGCCAGGUGAUAUACUUGUUUUCCUAACUGGGCAAGAGGAGAUUGAAUCUGUUGGAAGACUUGUCAAAGAAAGACUUCAGGGUUUACCUGAAGACCAGAGGAAGCUACUGCCACUCUCUAUCUUUGCUGCUCUUCCAUCAGAGCAGCAAAUGAAAGCUUUUGCCCCUGCUCCACUUGGUUUCCGUAAGGUGAUUUUGGCGACAAAUAUAGCAGAGACAUCGAUUACAAUUCCCGGAAUAAGAUAUGUGAUAGACCCUGGGGUUGUUAAGGCACAAAACUAUGAUCAGAGCAAGAGAAUAAAGACGCUUGAUGUUGUUCCAGUAUCAAAAGCACAGGCGCUCCAAAGAAGUGGACGUGCAGGACGUGAAGGUGAUGGGAAAUGUUAUCGUCUUUAUCUCGAGAGUGAAUUUUGGAAGCUGGAGGAUUCAACCAAACCAGAGAUCAAGAGAUGCAAUCUCUCAAAAGUCAUUUUGCAGCUCAAGGCUCUGGGUAUUGAUGAUAUUGCUGGAUUUGAUUUUAUAGAUAAACCUUCAAGGGGAGCCAUUGUGAAAGCAUUGGCGGAGUUGUACUUGCUUGGCGCCUUGACGGAUGAUUGCAAACUAGCGAAACCCGCCGGAGAACAAAUGUCACGGCUCCCACUAGAUCCUGUUUACUCCAGAGCGCUUAUUUUGGCAAAUCAGUUCAACUGUCUCGAGGAAAUGUUAAUCACUGUUGCAAUGCUCUCUGUGGAAUCCAUUUUUUAUGAUCCUCGUGAGAAGAGAGAAGAGUCAAGAACUUCAAGAAACCACUUUGCAAGCGCCGAAGGGGAUCACCUGACGUAUCUUAGUGUGUAUCGAGAGUUGAAUGAGUUACUUGAGAAGAGAAAGACAGAAAGGAGUGAAGCCAAAAUUGAUAAAAUCAUGGGAAAAUGGUGCAAGGACAACUUCGUGAAUUGUCGUUCAUUGAAACAUGCCCGUGACAUAUAUAGACAAAUUCGUGGACACGUUGAACAGAUGGGGUUUAAUGUCUCUUCGUGUGGGAAUGACAUGCUCGAGUAUCGUAGAUGUCUUGCUGCAUCGUUUUUCCUUCAAGCAGCACAGAGACAGAUGGAUGGUACAUACAGGGCGUUGGAAAGUGGGGAGAUUGUCCACAUCCACCCACGUUCUGUUUUGUUCAGUUCCAAACCCGAGUGCGUUAUCUUCGACGAGCUCAUACAAACCAGCGAGAAGUUCAUUAAGAACCUGACAAGAAUUGAUCCUUUGUGGUUGGCUGAGUUGGCUCCCCAUCAUUACAAAACAGAUGAGUGACUUAACGUGUCUCCUCAAGGUUAAAACCACAACCGAUAGAUAGUCUCAGUAGCUUUUGAUCUUUUAUAACUUGGCUUAGAGAGAGAGAAGAAUUUGAUAUUUUUUCCAAGUUUCAUCUUUUUUCUCCACAUAGCAAUUGCAUGCAUCAUUGUUUGAUACCCCAUGUCCUCAU
Messenger RNA from Raphanus sativus (radish), 2305 nucleotides. Its product is annotated as pre-mRNA-splicing factor ATP-dependent RNA helicase DEAH10. Gene Ontology annotation, biological process: positive regulation of transcription by RNA polymerase I. The record is from RefSeq and is a predicted model, not a curated record. Gene Ontology annotation, cellular component: intracellular anatomical structure; nucleolus. Gene Ontology annotation, molecular function: RNA binding; ATP binding. Lineage: Eukaryota; Viridiplantae; Streptophyta; Magnoliopsida; Brassicales; Brassicaceae. The transcript is spliced from 12 exons. The coding region runs from base 85 to 2133 and encodes 682 amino acids.